AUGGUGGCCGCCAUGUUAAGUUAUUUAGGUUCUUUUAGACGAAUGCAAAGAGAUUAUGCUUGGAUUAAUACACUUCUAGAAGAAGCAGAAAAUGAAAGAAUGCACCUCAUGACAGCAUUGCAGUUACGUGAACCCAGUAAUUUAUUUAGACUUUGUGUUGUUGGGGCACAAGGUACUUUUGUGACCAUGUUUAGUUUAGCUUACUUAAUGAGUCCAAGAUUUUGCCACCGUUUUGUUGGAUAUUUGGAGGAAGAAGCAGUGGUAACAUACUCCAAAUGCAUACAGGACAUACAAAAGGGUUCAAUGCAGCAUUGGAAGACACAAGCUGCACCGGAAAUUGCAAUAAAUUACUGGAAGUUACAGGAGGACUCCACGAUGUUGGAUGUAAUCCUUGCCAUUCGUGCAGAUGAGGCUCACCACCGGGUGGCAGUCUGCACCAAAAACUUUUUGAACUUCUAG
This is a messenger RNA of Mytilus trossulus (common blue mussel), 459 nucleotides long. RefSeq lists its product as uncharacterized. Gene Ontology annotation, molecular function: alternative oxidase activity. NCBI's taxonomy places the organism in Eukaryota, Metazoa, Mollusca, Bivalvia, Mytilida, Mytilidae. The coding region runs from base 1 to 459 and encodes 152 amino acids. The record is from RefSeq and is a predicted model, not a curated record. Gene Ontology annotation, cellular component: mitochondrion. The transcript is spliced from 5 exons. Gene Ontology annotation, biological process: alternative respiration.